UUCUAAAACAGGGUGUAAUUCUCAUCUUCACCUUAAGGAUGUGUUACUGACGGCAUCCCUCAGAUCCUGAGAAGCUGUGGGAAAAGAGGACCGCGAGACUGUCCUGUGGUCCUGCUGCAUCCAAUUUCUUGCGGAUUCAGUUAUCAGCGUGCGUCUCUCUCGGUUGUGCUUGAGAGCGCGAUGCGAGGAAGAGUCAUGGAUAAAUCAUAAACGUGCAAACCACUGGAUUUAUUUGAUGCGUAUGGUUGUGGGCUUGAAGUUAUAAGGAUUCGGAAUAAUUCUUCAUAUUUCCAACCAGGCUGCUGAGAGGAGGACUGUUGCAAUGUCAUCCCGUUCAACAUUCUUGGAGCUUUGUGGAAGAGGGAUGCUGGAAUGAAGUCGAGCACUAUGGGGUUUUCCAGGUUGGUUCUUCUGACUCUUCCAGCUCUCCUUACCCUCAUUAACAUCUCACAUGCGGCGGAAAAAGUUCCCAUACUGAACAUUGCUGUGAUCCUGGGUCAAACACGCUACAUCUCAGACAGAGAUAUACGGGCUCUGUGGAGCAAAGACGAUCCCAUAGACGUCAACGUGGUGACCCUGCUAGUGAACGAAACAGACCCCAAGAGCAUCAUUACCCAUGUGUGCGAUCUCAUGUCCGGGACUAAAAUCCACGGGGUGGUGUUUGGGGACGGCACAGACCAGGAAGCCAUCGCCCAGAUUUUGGAUUUUAUUUCCUCGCAGACGUUGAUACCCAUCCUUGGGAUCCACGGGGGCUCGUCCAUGAUCAUGGCGGAUAAGGACGUGAAAUCGACAUUCUUCCAGUUCGGGGCCUCCAUCCAACAGGAGGCGCUGCUCAUGCUUAACAUCAUGGAAGAGUACGACUGGCAUGUCUUUUCAAUAGUGACCAGCAAGUUCCCAGGUUACCAGGAUUUCAUCACCAUUCUGAGGACCACGGUUGACAACAGCUUUGUUGGUUGGGACCUUCAGCACACCAUCACCCUGGACGCUGUGGAUGGCGACUCCAAGGCCCAGAUCCAACUGAAGAAGGUGCAGUCUCCAGUUAUCCUCUUGUAUUGCUCCAAAGACGAAGCAGCUUUCGUCCUGGAGGAGGCCCGCUCGCUGGGCCUGACCGGCUUCGGAUACAUCUGGAUCGUGCCCAGCAUGACAACAGGCAACCCGGACAUCACACCAGAUCCGUUCCCUUCUGGAAUGAUCUCUGUGUCCUACGAUGACUGGGACUAUCCUCUUGAGGCACGAGUUCGAGAUGGCCUUGGGAUUAUAACCACAGCGGCUGCAGCCAUGUUGGAAGAGUUUGGGGACAUUCCAGAGGCCAAAACCAGCUGCUAUGGCCAAAUGGAGAAGGCGAAGUUGCCACCCAGUGCAUUACACAAGUACAUGAUGAACGUGACCUGGGACGGCAAAGAUUUAUCCUUCACAGAGGACGGUUACCAGGUGCAUCCCAAACUGGUGGUGAUCGUGUUGAACAAGGACAGAGAAUGGGAAAAGAUGGGCAAGUGGGAGAACCAGAGUUUGACCUUAAAAUUUCCGGUGUGGCCACGCUUCAACUCUUUUGGUGACGGGGAGACAGAUGACAAUCACCUGACCAUUGUUACCCUGGAGGAGAAGCCCUUUGUCAUAGUGGAAAAUGUGGAGCGCCUCACGGGCACCUGCAUGAGAAACUCUGUGCCCUGUCGCAAACACAUCAAAGACAAUACCACGGAGGGAGGAGGGACGUACAUUAAAAAGUGUUGCAAGGGAUUCUGCAUCGACAUCCUCAAGAAGAUCGCACGAAACGUGAAGUUCACAUAUGACCUCUAUCUGGUGACCAAUGGGAAGCAUGGGAAAAAAAUCAACAAUGUAUGGAACGGCAUGGUGGGAGAGGUGGUCAACAAAAAAGCCGUCAUGGCCGUGGGCUCGCUGACAAUCAAUGAAGAACGCUCGGAGGUCAUUGAUUUCUCUGUGCCCUUUGUGGAAACAGGGAUCAGUGUGAUGGUAUCCCGUAGCAACGGAACAGUCUCUCCAUCGGCUUUUUUAGAGCCCUUCAGUGCAUCGGUGUGGGUGAUGAUGUUCGUGAUGUUGUUGCUGGUGACCGCAAUGGCUGUCUUCAUGUUUGAAUACAUCAGCCCCUUGGGCUUCAACAGGAACCUAGCUCAGGGCAAAGAUCCCCACGGACCAUCUUUCACCAUGGGGAAAGCAGUGUGGCUGCUGUGGGGCCUGGUGUUCAACAACUCUGUACCUGUGCAAAACCCCAAAGGCACCACCAGUAAAUUCAUAGUGUCUGUGUGGGCUUUCUUUGCUGUCAUCUUUCUGGCCAGUUACACUGCUAAUCUGGCUGCCUUCAUGAUCCAGGAGGAAUUUGUGGACCAGGUGACAGGUCUAAGCGACAAAAAGUUUCAGAGCCCUUACUCCUAUUCUCCUCCCUUCCGCUUUGGAACGGUUCCAAAUGGCAGCACAGAGAGGAACAUCAAGAAGAAUUAUCCGGACAUGCAUCAGUACAUGGUGAAGUACCAUCAGUCUGGAGUGAAUGACGCACUGGUCAGCUUGAAGACCGGCAAACUUGAUGCCUUCAUAUACGAUGCAGCUGUGCUGAAUUACAUGGCUGGUAGGGACGAGGGUUGUAAACUGGUGACCAUUGGCAGCGGCUACAUCUUUGCCACCACUGGCUAUGGAAUUGCCCUGCAGAAAGGAUCUCUCUGGAAGCGUCCGGUAGAUCUUGCCAUCCUCGCUAUUAUUGGAGAUGGUGAGAUGGAGGAGUUGGAGGCUCAGUGGCUGACUGGGAUCUGUCACAAUGAGAAGAACGAAGUAAUGAGCAGCCAGCUAGACGUGGACAACAUGGCCGGUGUGUUUUAUAUGCUGGCGACCGCGAUGGGCCUCAGUCUGAUCACCUUUAUCUGGGAGCACCUGUUCUACUGGAGACUCAGAUACUGCUUUACUGGAGUCUGCUCGGGCAAACCCGGCCUGCUCUUCAGCAUCAGCAGGGGUAUUUGGAGUUGCAUUCAUGGUGUCCAUAUCGACAUGAAGAAGAAAUCAUCUGACUUGGACUUCAGCCCACAAUCCAACAUGCUUAAGCUUAUCAAAUCUGCCAAACAGAUGACUAACAUGACCAACCUUAGCGGCUCCAGGAUCAACUCUCCCAAACGGAGUGGCGAGUACAUGCACUCAGCAAGCCCCAUGAUCAUGGACAUGAUGGCAGAGAAAGGAAACUUCAUCUACACCGACAAUCGCAGCUACUCCCAAAAGGACAUUUACGGAGACUCCGGUGACCUGCAAGCGUAUCUAGCCAACCGCCACAAGGACCAUCUGAACAACUACAUUUUUCAAGGUCAGCAUCCCCUCACCCUUAAUGAAUCAAAUCCCAAUACGGUAGAGGUGGCGGUGAGCGCAGACGCGGCCCAGACCAACGCGAAACCUAGGGCUUUGUGGAAAAAAUCUGUUGAUACGUUACGUCAAACUCAGGGGCCUGAAACACUGGACCCCCGUUUGUCUAUGAAGAGCCAGAGGUACUUGCCAGAAGACACAGCGCACUCUGAUAUCUCCGACUGCUCAAGCAGGGCCGCCUCUUACAAGGAUCCAGACAAUAACAAGCACAUGAAGCCAAAAGAUAGCUUAAAAAAAAGAUCGAUGACGUCAAAAUACCCUAGGGAUUGCAGCGAGGUAGAGCUGUCCUACUUAAAAAAUAAGCAGGGCGGAGCGGGACAGGGGAAAAUCUACACCAUAGACUCUGACCGGGAGCUGAGUCUGCACUCAGAUCCUCAGCACUACAGGGAAGGCAGAGGCCUGACCACAGACGAUUUGGAUUUUGCCGAAAUUUACUCCGACCACAACGACAAUUACAGGAAAUGCGACCAGCCCAUCAUCCAUCUCAACAGCAGCCCCCUACAUCAAACUGACUCCGACCUCCUGCCAGACAACGUCUUCAACAAACACUACAGCAUGAAGGAGAAGAACGUCAGUCCGAACGAAAGCAACGACCGCUUCAAACAGACUCAUUGUCGCAGCUGUCUCUCCAAGGUGCCCAAUUACAGUACAGGGCCGUACGCCCCCUUACGCUCCCCGUAUAACCGGUGUGAGGCGUGCCUCCACAUGGGCAACCUGUAUGACAUCAGCGAGGACCAGAUGUUGCAGGAGGCCAUGAUAAGCCCCAGCAUGCACCAAGAUGACAUGUUCAGCCAUUACUGGCCUCAGACAGAUGGGCCACACGUACAGAGGAGGAACAGGCUAAGGCUCAGCCGUCAGCAUUCAUUUGACAAUAUCAUGCUUGAGAAGCCCAAAGAGAUUGACCUGAACCGGCCGGCACGUAGCGUCAGCCUAAAGGAGAAGGACCGCUUCCUGGAGGACAGCCCUUAUGCAAACAUGUUUAACAUCAAGGCCGACAAACUUUUCGGCAGCAGGUCCACCCUCUUUAACCGUAACCUAGAGGAAAGCAAGCGUAGUAAGUCACUUUACCCCGACCACCCCUCAGACAACCCCUUCAUGCAAUCCAUACGGGAUGACACUCGCCUGGUCCACGGCAGGAGCUCCACAGACAUUUACAAACAAUUGGCUCCAAUUAAAGCUCGAAACGAGAACAAUCUGAGGUCCUCCGUAAAGUCCACCACUUCGUACUGUUCCAGGGAUGGUCGAAUACCCAAUGACAUGUACAUUUCAGAGCAUGCAAUGCCUUACGUAGCCAACAAGACUAGUGCAUACUCAGCUCCCCGGGUUCUUAACUCUUCGCAGUUUAGCAAUAGACGAGUAUAUAAGAAAAUACCUAGUCUCGAGUCAGACGUUUAACGCUUUUUUGUGUAGCUGAAAUAUUUACUCACUUAGAAUGCCACAGUCACCUACAUCUUAAAUGGUACCCGAGUACUCUUUCUGCAGAUAUCGCUCUUCUUAUACGAGUGAGUCAGACUGGAUAGCGCUUUCCAAAGGUUUCAGCAUUUUCAGAUGCCUUCUUGGCAAGUGUCUCUGCGACUAAUUGCCAAAAGACAAUUCGUCGAGUCUAAGCCAAUAAAAUUUGGUUCAGCAUGGAAAUCGAUGAUUAUCCCCCACACUUGGCCCAGUGCUAGUGUGUACACCAAUGCUGAGUGCAAAGCUUUGAAGUCUGACCCAUCACUGUGGUGGGCUGAAGCAGAAUAUAGCGUGGGGUUUCAGGUUUUUGGCCCCUCACAGCAUGUAAUGUGGGCAUACUUACUUGUAUCACAUUGAUUGUGGCUGAACUAGUUCCUGAACUUAGGGCAAGCAAGGGUAUUUCAUUCAUGGCACUCGGCAAUUGCAUUUUUGCUUUUAUUAAUAUAGACUUGGGAUAUUUUUGGCAUUCUAAUCCCUAUUUAUCUUAUUUGGUAGCACAAUACUCAUUAGUUACUAGCCCAUCUCUGCUUUAUAAACAGAACUUCUAUAUUACUGUCAGGAUUAGAUUAUUUUUUUGUUUUUUGCAUGUGUGUUUAUUUCUUGCCUUUUCUCUCUUAUUUUGGUCGAAUAUAUAAUUGUACUAAGGUGAUUUUGGUUGACAGCUGAGGUGGUCAUCUGUGCAAUGAAAACUUGACCUGUAUUUAUGUGGUUUGACCCUGGGUUGUGCCGAAGACACACAGGCAGCCCUUGGGAGUUUUGUGUUGAUCCCCUAUUUCAAGAUUUAUGUUCUGUUGGAGAAAGUGAGAUACUUUCGUGAUGGAAGUUAGCCUCACAUUUGUUUUCUUCAAUACUUCCAUCCAUAUCACUGUACACUGUGAAACCAAAUCAAAUCACCUCCUGAAGACAGUUGUUUACAUCGAUGUUUGGCAAAGGAUUGCUUUGUGUGAAAAACAGUGCCACAUGUAAAACCUUGGGUUAGCUUGAAGUCUGAACCAGAACAUUGGUUUUCUAUUGCGGUCCGUACACAUGCAUUUGCAUUGAGGACUGUAGCGAGACCUUUGUUCUGCAGACCUAUUACUACACUUAAUACUGUAUUAAAUACAUUCAUGCAAUGUUAAUCAGAACACAUAGCCAAAUUGUGUAUUCGAUCAAAUACCUCAGGAUGGUUCUUUGUCAUUUUGUCUUACAUUUUCACGGCAGUACUCACAUUUAGCCAUCUUGGAAACGAGAGUUUGAUGCAAAACAGGGUUUUUCUGUUUGGAAAAAAUCUGAAAGUGUUGUAUAGUUAAAGCAAUUGAUACAAACUCGCUGAAUUGUAUACUGUACAUUGUGCUAAUAUUAUUUUCUUAAUCUGACAUAAUUCACUGCACAACACCAUAUCACAGUCAUAACAUAUUCAUUUGAAGUGCUGCUUAAAAAAGCUAGUGUGCAAUGCACAUGUAAAAUAUUAAGGUCUUGUAAUCAUUUACGUCAUUCAUACUGUAGUUUUUACUCUUUGCAACUUGUUUUUCAGUUCCCUUUUCACCCCUGUAAUAACCCCAGUCUUUAAGGAAAAUGUAUUUUGAUUACAUGAAAAAUUAUAAUAAUGGCAUGCAACUCAAUUGUAACUCUUUCUAUGUUUUUGUUAUGAUGUUAUGAUCACAAAUUAUUUGUAACAGGGUGAAAAUAUAUCAUAUAUACAGAAAGAAAAAGAUCAUUUGUAUUACAGUGCUGCUGUUUUGGGAAGCAAGGUGUUUGCCUCUUGCCCAUCACAAUGUUUCACAUAUGUAUCGCCGCUGAGCCACUUUUGCAUUUUUUAUCAUAUCUGGAGAUCACCUUUGUGAGGUAAAGUGAGGAUCUUCGCUCUUCCUCAAUUGGCAGGUGAAUACAUCACCAGCUACGCUUUGUCUCUUACCUGUCACAUGUAGCCAGACUUUAACUUUUAGAAGAAAAACAAUUAUUUUCGGGUCUGCUGUCCCUCCAAAGGUAUGACGUCCUCUUGAGUUUCUCUCUUCUCUAUGGUUUGCUGUAAGAAUAGAGCUUUUUAUUUCCUCAAAGACUUAGUAAGUAACUAUUUUGAAUAUAAGACACUUGUAAAUUGCUUGUAAAAUUAUACUUAAAUAAGUCAUUAUGAAAGUUAUGAUUAUACAGAGUAAACAAUAUUUUUUGCGUGGGUUUCACAGAUCUGUACAGUAGCACUCGUUUUCUGUAGCAUACACAACAAAAGCCACAUUACUCGCAAGGUCUGCAUUGAAAUGUCAUCCGAAGAGAUUUCAAAGACUCCAUGCAGUUUGUAAUCAGGUAAUCAGUUUUUGUAUUUGGGGGCUGGGGUGGGGAUUACAAGCAUUGCAGCAGAUUUUUCUAAACGGUCCACUUUAAAGGCAUACGUCAUCCGACAAUGACAUUUCUGUCAUCAUUUAUUCACCCUCAUGUUGUUAGAAACCUGUAUGAGUUUCUUUUUUCUGUUGAACACAAAAGAAGAUAUUUUAAUAAAUGGUGGUCAGCACAGUUGGCAGUACCCAUUGACUUUCAAGGUAUUUGUUUUUUCCACUAUGAAAAUCUGUGGUUAUCGCCAACUGUGCUUCCCAUCAUUUAUCAAAAUAUCUUCUGUUGUAUUCAACUGAAAAAAGAAACUGACACAGGUUUCGAACAUAGACUGUAAAAAAAGAUGGAUGCGACGUCGCUUUCUUCGAUCGGAAUGAAUGAAACCCUGGGCGUUGCCGUAUUACAUAAAAACAUCAGUUUAGAGCCAGGGCAUGCGCAGAAGGAAUCGUCCGUGGAGCCAAGCUAUCAAACUUCCCCCCAAAUGUUUGCGCGCCCAAUUUAACUCUUUCCCCGCCAUUGAAGAGUUAUCUUUUCAAUGAAGAGAAAACGCUUCCCUUACAAUGACGAGAAUUUCCGGCUUUCCGCAAUACCACUAUUAUCCACCAGGUCCGCAACUUAUACGAACCAGAAGUAACGCCUAACGUGAAAGAGAGAGAACUCUGUGUAUGUUUCAAAGAUUGCUCCACAUCUGAUCUCUAUCAGAAGUCCUUCGCAAAAAUUGAUUUAUCUCAGCUUUUUGCUCAAAAUUUGGUGUUUUUGAAGAAACCUACUCAUAUUUGAGAGGUGAUAAACAGAGAACUAAUGAAGGUAGGAUGAAAUGUUUUUUUUUCUUUUGAAAGCAGAGGGUCUGUUCUUUAAUUUGAUAUAUUGUAAAUUUUUUUAAAGAAGAACAUUUUCUGGAAAGCAUUAAACUUUUGUGAAAAUCAUGAAAAAUGCUGGCGCUGGCUGGCAACAAAGAGUUAAGCCCUUGAAUGUCUUAUUUGACUGGCUUGCUAAAAUAAGGUAAGAUAAAUACAACUCAUUUUGUCGUUGUGUGAAAUAACACAGAAGUCCAAAAUGAAUAGCUAGUUAAAUCUUCAAUCUUCCCUUGAAGCUCAGAGAGUCCGCUUAGAGUCAAUCACAAAUGUCCAUCAUAACGACACGCCCCGUUUCUAUAGCAUCAAAUUACUUGCUAAAAUUAAACUUAACACAAAAAUGAACAAUUGAACAUAUCAGCAUGAUAACAACUACCUCAAAGGACCAAAUCUAUCUUUCGGAAAAUUUUAUUUGAAGUGUAAUUCAUUUAAGUCAUGUUUGCAUGAAGAGGGCGGGGUUUAUGACUUGAACUGCAGCCAGCCACCAGGGGGCGAUCAGCAGCUUCACUUUUCAAAAUGUAUGAGGCACACUCAGUUUAGAACAACAUGAGGGCGAGUAAAUGACAGAAAUGUUAUUGUUGGGUGAACUAUUCAUUUAAGGUAAGCUUGGAUCACGCAUGCCUAGGUAGAAGUGUGGAAAAACUGGGAAGGCUCAAAACGGGCGAAGGGAGACUGCAGAUUGCGAAUCCAUCCUGUCGGUGAACCAAAGCUUUGUGCCGUCAAACUUCUGGGAUUUUUACGUAACAUCUUCAAAACCAAAAUGUACUUUGUAUUCAUUGAUGGUCAUUGAGGGCGGUCAUAACAGUUUGGAAUGCUGCAGGUCAGGUAUUGAUUGCGACUACAGAUGAACAGUCUGGGAUUAUUUUAUGUAGCAGUUUUUGCCUAGGCGAAAGCCAUGUGUAGUUGAUAAAAAAUCUACUAUAUUAUAUUUUUGGUUUUAUUUACCUCUCAUAGAAUAGUAAAGAAAUGUGAAUUUAAAUAAGCUCAGUUGCUGACUAUUUACAUAAGAUGAGCUAGACUAAGACAUGUAGAGUUACUAAAAGUCAGUAAAGAUUUAGAAGUCACAGAAAAAAACAUUAGUACUUUCUCAGUCACAUUAAAUGCCAGUUAAGGACAAACCUGUUUUGUUUUGUCAAUCGCAUUUUUUUUUUUUUUUUUUUUUGACUGUUGAUGUGUGUGUUUGUCUGGCUAAAGGAGCAGUACAACAAACGAGUUUUGUCUUUCAGAAAAACUCACCCAUUUUUGUUUUUCCUUAAAAGUAAAUAUAAUGGCAGUGUAGGACAGAGUAUAAAAAGAAGUUAUGAUACAUGGAGGUGGGAAAGUGAGACUUAAUACAACAACAGAUCUCCUUCCAAGUCAAUUUUGCACCCACAUGGAGAGCAUUCGAAAAAUCCAUUCUUUCUAAAUUUGAUAUUUUGAUAUAAAGUGCAGUGCGAUAAGAACAAUGUCAGUCAAGCUGUUGUACUGCUACUGCAUCAUUGGUUUCGGUCCCAUAUAGUUUCAAGGAGAAAAUGCCUGAAUUCAAAUUACGCCUGCCACAUCUACAAACGACACGGUGAGAAGGGCAGGUGGCCGAAGCCUUCGUGCGUGACUGUGUGUCAACUAUGUAGCUCACUCCCUUUUAUUCUCGGCUGCUUUGUAGCCCUCAGGAACAUUUGCAGGGGUAAAAACGGCAGCUUAUAAACAAUACGCCAGAGUCAAACAAAUCCCUAGCUCAAAAGUGGGCUGUUCAGUCAGAAUUGGUGUUUUUAUCAAGUAGCACUUUUAUCAUGAUUACACCGUAGGCAUGAUGUGAAGAUUAUCUCAAAACCAAGCGGUGUCCUUAUUCUAGUCCUCUCCCAUUUCCCCAACAUUCUACUAUGGUGUUUAUUUGAAAGGUUGGAAGAAUCAAAAAGAAGUACAGAUUUCCCUGAAAAAACAAAAAUGAAUAUUGAAUUCUGUACUUGCACUUAAUAUAAGAAAAUGACACCUAUUAAAAUAAUGAUUUUCAUCUUAGUGGACUCACAACAGAGAAUAACACUUUUGUUUCCUGUUUAAUAAAAACCUGUUGUGAGUUUUGCAUUUAUCUUUUAUGUGGUUAACAGUAGAAAUUAUUUUAGUGUUUUAUACUGGGGUGGGUGGGAGAUGUCAUGUGACUAUAACCUAUUUAUCACUGAAACCAUGUGACCUGCUGCCUAAAUGUUCUUUUAUAUUGAAGCAUUAUCACUUGUGUGCGUACUACACAACUAAUCGCUUACAUAAAGCUGACACAAAACUUGCAUUAAUAAAAUCAUUUCUGCUAUUGGCAAAUUGCAUGAGAAAGUACUAAUUCAUCGGGCGGGUUUGAACAUAUCUCCUGUUCUUUCUAAACUACAUUGGUUGCAGUCAUUUGUAACAAAGAAAGUAUUGUGUUCUGAAAUUUCUUUUUUGCUUUUUUAUGUAUAUAUGUAGAUCAUAUUAAAGGAACGGGUCUGAUAUGUGACUUGUGAAAUGUCAAUACGAUGUGGUUGCAGGAAAUGUGCUGGGUUACAAGAUGUAAAAACAUGUAUAUAAGUAAAAGUUUCAUUUUUCUAAUA
Molecule: messenger RNA, 10522 nt
Organism: Paramisgurnus dabryanus
Lineage: Eukaryota; Metazoa; Chordata; Actinopteri; Cypriniformes; Cobitidae
Source: RefSeq, a predicted model, not a curated record